Molecule: messenger RNA, 576 nt
Organism: Funneliformis caledonium
Lineage: Eukaryota; Fungi; Glomeromycota; Glomeromycetes; Glomerales; Glomeraceae
Source: the annotation of a GenBank genome assembly
AUGCCAAAAGACAAAAAUACUCCUAAAAUAAAAAGAACUAGAGCUUUUCUUACCAAAUAUGAUGUAUCAGAAGAAAUGAUAUGUGACAUUUUAAAAGAGAAGAAAAAAUGGUUAGAAUUAAAAUCAGAAUCUUAUGAAGCUUUACUUAAAAGACAAGUUAAAGUUGAAAAAGCAAUAGAAAAUAAUAUUACCAUUAAUGGUGAAUUAUUGGCACAAAAAGCACAUGAUUUUGUAAUAUUGUUAAAUGAACCAGAUUUUAAAGAAUCAGAAGGAUGGGUAGUAGGUUUCAAAAAACAUCAUAAGCUUAAAUGUUACCUAAAAUAUGAAGAAUCAGCAAAUGCUUCUUUAGAAGCUUUGGAUGAUAUGCGUAAAAAUCUUCAAAGUAUUCUUGCAGAUUAUUUAUUAGAUAAUAUUUUUAAUACAGAUGAAACUAGACUUUACUGGAAAAUAAAACCAAAUCAUACAUUGAAAAAGCAAUCUAAAGAAUGUGUUACUAUUAUACUAUGCUAUAAUGCUUCUGAAACUGAGAAACUUAAAGCAGUUUUAUUGGAAAAAGCCAAAAUUCACGUGCUUUAA